Messenger RNA from Acomys russatus (golden spiny mouse), 788 nucleotides. Its product is annotated as keratin-associated protein 9-3. Lineage: Eukaryota; Metazoa; Chordata; Mammalia; Rodentia; Muridae. Bases 70 to 438 code for a protein of 122 amino acids. The record is from RefSeq and is a predicted model, not a curated record. Gene Ontology annotation, cellular component: keratin filament. The transcript has a single exon.
GAUGGAACAAGCAGCCAGAAUUCAGAAACUCCUCUCAAAUACACAGUUCUCAACCCAACGCCUGGCACCAUGGCCUGCUGCUCUACUAGCUUCUGUGGCUUUCCCACUUGCUCCACUGGUGGCACCUGCGGUUCUAGCUGCUGUGAACCCAGCUGUUGUCAGACUAGCUGCUGCCAGCCCAGCUGUGGCACUGGCUUCGGCCAACAGGGUGGCAGUGGAGGCGUGAGCUGCCGCACCAGAUGGUGCCGCCCUGACUGCCGCGUGGAGGGCACCAGCCUGCCCCCUUGCUGUGUGGUGAGCUGCACACCCCCAACCUGCUGCCAGCUGCACCAUGCCCAGGCCUCCUGCUGCCGCCCAGCCUACUGCGGACAGUCCUGCUGCCGCCCAGCCUGCUGCUGCUACUGCUGCCAGCCCAGCUGCUCUGAGCCCAGCUGUUGAAAACCUUCUGGCAAGAAUCUUAUGAGGAUGACACUUCAAAAUGAAGCAACUGGAACCCUAAAAAUCUUCUGAAUUUCAGUAUUGAUAACUCAGCUAUUGUCACAGCUACAUAGUUUCCCAGGAGGUAAAUUCAUUUGCAGUGGAAGAGCUACUAUCUUUGUUGGCUUGAACAUGGACAAAAGGCCUACAAUGUGGAGAAGGACAUAUAAUACAGUACUACAAAGAUUACCAGACCUAUUCCAAUAGCCUAUUGGUAUUUGUACUUAAUAAAAAGUAUUUGGUUUCUUCCAUGGUAAAAAGUUAUUGUCAAUACUUUCUUUUUUUUGGAAUUUGUUAAUAAUAUUAGGUAU